AUGACUCUUGCAUCUUCGUCCCGCUUGACAGCAAGACGAGCGCCUCUGCUGCGCCGUGGUCUAGCCACCGAAGCGGUGCGGCCCCUCAUCGUCUCGCUACCAUCUCGAUCCAUAUACCCGCCCAAGCAGCCUGAGCUCACCGUCGAUCACCUCGUCGUGGGCGGAGGCGUGGUGGGUCUUUCGAUCGCAGCGGCACUCGCCGCGCGCUGGCCCGAGAAGACGACCUACCUCGUCGAACGCAACAAGUCUUUUGGCGAAGAGACCAGCUCUCGCAACAGCGAAGUUAUCCACGCGGGCCUUUACUAUCCUGCAGAUUCCCUCAAGACGCGUCUGUGUCUACGUGGCCGCGAGCUCAUGUAUCAACGAUGUCAAGAGCACUCGAUCCCGCACAAGCAAACCAAGAAGCUCGUCGUCGGCGCUGACUUUUCCAAAGCCUAUCUGGAGAAGCUUCAAUCUCACUGCGACUCCCUUGGACCACUCGCACCGCCAACGCGAAUGAUAACUGGACAGCAGGCACGAGAGCUCGAGCCGCACCUGUCCGACAACAUCGCCUGGGCGCUCCUUUCCGAACGCACAGGUAUCGUCAGCAGUCACGAGCUCAUGGCCAGUCUCGAACGGGAGCUGCUCGAUGCUGACAAUGCCGAGAUCGUCUACGACACCAAAGUCGUCCGCGUUGACCCCAAUCAACCCGACCCCGGUGCUGUCAACUGCAAACGUGGAUCCGACGGCUCGCAAGACGGUUGGAUCGUCCAGACGCUCACCUCUGAGUCGAGCAGCUCUACCUCCGGCAACGCAGACUCGCUGCUGGCCAAAGUGGUCAUCAACGCGUCCGGACUCAACGCGCCCAUGGUGCUCAACUCGUUACUUUCGGAGCUUGGCGGUGCUGAAAAGGACGCAAUUCCCAUGUGGCAUUCUAAGGGCAACUACGCUUCGUACAAGGGUCGCGGUGCUGACGGCAUCCAGCACCUCAUCUACCCGGUCCCGGAUACACGCAACAAGGGUACACAUGCGCACACGUCGCUGGGCACGCAUCUCACGCUCGACCUUGACGGCAACGUCCGGUUCGGCCCCGACACGGAGUGGAUCUCCCCGCCGCCACCCUCCGAAGAUGGGUCGCAAGAAGCGAUCGACUUUUGGAAGCGCUCGCUCGUUGUCGACGAGGCGCGCAUCGAGAGCAUGUACGCUUCCAUCUGCGAGUACCUCCCCAACAUUGACAAGAGCGGCCUGGCUCCGGACUACGCCGGGAUCCGACCUAAGCUCAUCGGACCCGACACAAAGGCGUUUAUGGACUUCCAGCUGCUGUGGCACAAUUCGUCCAACUUGGCCGCUCAGAGGCUGUGGCAGCGUGCGCCUGGACUGCCGGCGCCCAGUUCCAGCUGCAUCUCGCCCGCAAGGACGAGUGUUGAUAAGGUCGACGGCGGCGCCAUGAUCAGUCUGUUGGGCAUCGAGAGUCCUGGUCUCACUUCGAGCUUGGCUAUCGGCGAGAUGGUACGCGAGAUGAUCGCCACUCAUUUUUACGGCGAACAUCCCACUCGCCGGGCUAGCCCCAAUAAGGGCGCCAGGAACGAAGACAAUUCACACCGUGUAGAUGCGUGGGCAUAG
Sporisorium graminicola is the source of this 1602-nucleotide messenger RNA. RefSeq lists its product as uncharacterized. Gene Ontology annotation, molecular function: (S)-2-hydroxy-acid oxidase activity; (S)-2-hydroxyglutarate dehydrogenase activity. Bases 1 to 1602 code for a protein of 533 amino acids. The record is from RefSeq and is a predicted model, not a curated record. Gene Ontology annotation, cellular component: mitochondrion. The transcript has a single exon. NCBI's taxonomy places the organism in Eukaryota, Fungi, Basidiomycota, Ustilaginomycetes, Ustilaginales, Ustilaginaceae.